This is a messenger RNA of Oncorhynchus keta (chum salmon), 2434 nucleotides long. RefSeq names its product transducin-like enhancer protein 4. The transcript is spliced from 12 exons. Bases 1 to 1569 code for a protein of 522 amino acids. NCBI's taxonomy places the organism in Eukaryota, Metazoa, Chordata, Actinopteri, Salmoniformes, Salmonidae. Gene Ontology annotation, cellular component: nucleus; transcription regulator complex. Gene Ontology annotation, molecular function: protein binding; transcription corepressor activity. The record is from RefSeq and is a predicted model, not a curated record. Gene Ontology annotation, biological process: regulation of DNA-templated transcription; negative regulation of canonical Wnt signaling pathway.
AUGUCUGAAAAGGAGCUGAGCGCCACACGUUACGACAGCGACGGGGAGAAGAGUGAUGACAGCCUGGUGGUGGAUGUCUCUAAUGAGGAUCCUGCCUCUCCUAGAGGAAGCCCCACUCACUCCCCUCGUGAGAACCGAUUGGAUAAGAGCCGUCUGCUGAAGAAGGAAGUCCCUCCCCUCAGCCCCGCCUCUAUGGCCUCAUCCAGUAGUACGCCCUCCAACAAGUCCAAAGACCUCAUCAUGAAUGAGAAGUCCAGCACCCUGACCCCCACCCCCAGCAGCACCUCGACCCCCGGUCUGAGAGGGAAAAUGUCAGGACUAGAGGGCCCUGGUCUGCGUCCCCUGGCGUUGCCGUGUCCUUACCCGGGUGCGUUUGGCAUGGUGCCCCACCCAAGCCUCAACGGGCUGAACGGCGACCUGGGCGGAGCCAGCGCCUACUCCUCCCUACACAACCUGUCUCCUCAGAUGAGUGCAGCUGCUGCAGUCGCGGCCUACGGACGAUCACAAGUGGUUGGUUUUGACCCCCACCACCACAUGAGAGUCCCUGGUCUUCCUCCCAACCUCUCUGGCAUUCCUGGAGGAAAACCAGCCUACUCCUUCCACGUGAGUACUGAGGGCCAGAUGCAGCCGGUACCGUUCCCUCCGGACGCCCUGAUAGGCCCAGGGAUUCCCCGGCACGCCCGUCAGAUCAACACGCUGAGCCACGGCGAGGUGGUGUGUGCCGUCACUAUAUCCAACCCAACCAGACACGUCUACACAGGAGGGAAGGGCUGUGUCAAGAUCUGGGACAUCAGCCAGCCCGGCAGCAAGAGCCCUGUGUCACAACUAGACUGUCUGAACAGAGACAACUACAUCCGUUCAUGCCGGCUGCUGCAUGACGGGCGGACUCUGAUCAUAGGAGGCGAGGCAUCCACACUUUCAAUCUGGGACCUAGCCUCACCCACCCCGCGUAUCAAGGCAGAGCUAACGUCUUCCGCCCCGGCCUGCUACGCCCUGGCCAUCUCCCCCGACGCCAAGGUCUGUUUCUCCUGCUGCAGCGACGGGAACAUCGCCGUCUGGGACCUCCACAACCAGACACUGGUCAGGCAGUUCCAAGGCCAUACGGACGGGGCUAGCUGUAUAGAUAUCUCUCACGAUGGGACCAAGCUGUGGACAGGAGGUCUGGACAACACCGUACGCUCCUGGGACCUGAGGGAGGGACGACAGCUACGUCAGCACGACUUCACCUCACAGAUCUUCUCUCUAGGGUACUGUCCUACAGGGGAGUGGUUAGCUGUAGGGAUGGAGAACAGUCAUGUAGAGGUGCUCCACGUCACCAAGCCAGAGAAAUACCAGCUACAUCUCCAUGAGAGCUGUGUCCUCUCCCUCAGGUUUGCUCACUGUGGUAAAUGGUUUGUGAGUACCGGGAAAGACAACCUGCUGAACGCAUGGAGAACCCCUUACGGAGCCAGCAUAUUCCAGUCUAAGGAGUCAUCCUCAGUGCUAAGCUGUGACAUCUCUGGGGAUGACAAGUACAUUGUGACUGGCUCUGGAGACAAGAAGGCCACCGUCUAUGAGGUCAUCUACUAGACCCCUGACAUUGACUUGUCACCCGACCAAAAAACGACCCUGUCCGAGGGUAUUUUGUCUGUCCUGUGAUGUAGUUUUGCUUGAAAACGGACAACUUCCUAAUAUGGAUUCCGUAUACCAUCCUCUCCCCCCAGUGCCCCCACCCCAGGACUGAUAUGGAUUCCGUACUGCACCCCUCACCUCUAACCCCUGACCUGGAUGUGGACCAAUCAAAAUGCCUGAACAGAACAGAACCAAAUACUGGAGACUUCUCUUCUUCUUCGGACUGUUUUGUUUUCUAUCGAACCAAUGACUUUUCUAACACUUGUUUCCACGAAGACGAAUGAAGCCUCGUCUAGGAGUCCAGAUAGAGGGGACAUUCUGGAAUGAUAAAAUAUGACAAAACGCCAAAAUAUCGUCCCUUGUAUCACACCAGGAAAUUACAUUUUUCCUGAUGCUUUUCUCAACACCCGGAGAAACUGCUGGUUGUCAUCGGAACUUGUUAACAAGGCUGCAUGGUAUUUAUCUUAAUGUGACUCCAUGCAGCCACUGGCAACGUCCAGGAUAGGUUUGUCUGGAACCGCUUGUGGAUUUGAUAGCUCUAACGCAGCACCUCAUGACACGGCUGAUUGAAUCGGGCCCUAAAAUGCCUUUCAAAUGAGCGGUUGGACUAGUAGUGUCAGACUACCUAACACAGGACAGUCGAGGCAGAUUGUAAACUUUCAGAAAUGCCUUGAAAUAACUUGUUCUGUAUAUUCCUCAGUUCACACUGAAAUACUUUUUUAAGGCUUGGUGUUAAAUCACAUUCUCAACUCAAAAUAAAGAGUCCUAACUGAAUGUUAAACACAGUUAGCUGAUGAACUUAUUGAACUGAGAAAGACAGUUA